GGCCGAGCCGGACUGAGCGCAGCUAAUCCAAACAGGACUUCACCUGGUUCACCUGAGGCCGAGAGACAUCAACUCACACACAGUUCAAUCAGCAGCAGCCCUGGUAUUGUUGUUUCCCUCAGUUCUCAUCUCUCGCCUGGUGUUGCUGCAUUGCCGUGGUGAUGUUCCGCCGCAGAAAGAAGAAGCGCAGGCCAGAGAUCUCGGCACCACAGGGCUUCCAGCACAGGGUCCACACGUCGUUCGAUGCUGCCACAGGACACUAUGUAGGCCUGCCACUCCAGUGGCAGAGUGUCAUCGACACACUGAGGAGGCCGAGCCCACUGGUGGACCCCUCCAGGAUCACCGAGGUCGAGCUGGAGCCCAGGAAGACAAUUGUUCGUGGCAGUUUCAUUGGUCAUGGCGACUACAUCAGCCAUGUGAUCUCUGAGAUGACCCGUCUGUCCGUCACCAGCUCCAACUCUCUGCGUCGCAGUAGUCCAUCGGCACGGAAACGCGCAAGGUCACUGGGUCGACUGGGAGAAUUGGUGGAGGACAGGAUGUAUCAGUAUGAGGAGCUCAAUCACCACGUAGACGGCAGGAAGAGCAGCGAGAGCUCCACCUACUGGCAGGACCGGAUCCGACAGGUCCGCAGCGAGAGCGGCAGCCCCAAACUGAACAGAGUUUUGCAGAGAGCCAAGUCCAGUGGCCAGGUGGGGUCUGGGGACACGGCCCCCAUACCUGAGACACCUGUGAGGACAGGUGAGAAAAGUGAGACAUGUGCAAGUAGUGAGGGAGCAGGUCUAAGACCGAGGCCAACUUCCUGUCUCUAUUACCGGGAAUCUGUGAGGACCAAUCACAAGCCUCACCUGAGAUUGAAACCAGGUGUUAAUCACCUGCCUGACCUGCUCUCCUCUUCCACAGAAACUCCCAGAAGGCCACAGUCCUCCUACAACCCGAAGCUCACCAUCCCCUCCCACCUGCUGCUGCCACCCCCUAACAGCACCAGCAGUCCCAUCAUUUCAGGUCGAAGUUUACCUCAGCACCCUCACUGCCCCUCCUCCACCAUCAACAUUACUCCAAAAACACAGACCACCCCGAACAACGACUUGCCCCACCCCUCCCCUUCUGGAUCCCCGGUCUACCCAUCCACCCGGCAUGGGCCCUCCUCCACCGAGCUGGUACCUGAUGAAGGUCCUCAGAAGGUUACCCAUGAGCAGUUUAAGGCAGCGCUUCAGAUGGUAGUGGACCCAGGAGACCCAAGGAUCACACUCGAGAACUUUGUGAAGAUUGGGGAAGGGUCCACAGGUGUGGUCUGCAUCGCCCGAGAGAGACACAGUGGGCGACAGGUGGCUGUGAAAAUGAUGGACCUGAGGAAACAACAGCGUCGAGAGCUGCUCUUUAAUGAGGUGGUGAUCAUGAGGGACUACCAGCACCAGAACGUGGUGGAGAUGUACCGCAGUGCUCUGGUGGAGGAGGAGCUCUGGGUAAUCAUGGAGUACCUGCAGGGUGGUGCUCUUACCCACAUUGUCAGUGAGACCAGGCUGAACGAGGAGCAGAUAGCCACGGUGUGUGAAGGCGUCCUGCAGGCACUGUCCUAUCUCCACUCUCAGGGAGUCAUUCAUCGAGACAUCAAGAGCGACUCCAUCCUGCUAACACUGGAUGGGAGGAUCAAACUGUCAGACUUUGGCUUCUGUGCUCAGAUCAGUAAAGAUGUCCCAAAGAGGAAGUCUCUAGUUGGGACACCGUACUGGAUGGCCCCUGAAGUGAUCUCCAAAAUGCCAUAUGGGACUGAGGUGGACAUCUGGUCUCUGGGUAUCAUGGUGAUAGAAAUGGUGGAUGGAGAGCCACCGUAUUUCAAUGACACACCCAUCACCGCCAUGAAGAAGCUGAGAGAUGAAGCAGCACCGGGCGUGAAGAACAUCCACCGGGUAUCUCCGGUGUUGAACGACUUCCUGGGCUGCAUGUUGACUCGUGACACACUGCAGCGCAGCAGCGCCGCCGACCUACUGAGGCACCUGUUCCUGCUGCAGGCUGGAUCCCCAUGCUGCCUGGUGCCACUGGUGGAGCAGUACCGCAAACGCUUGUCACUCUGCUGAAUACCUGACG
Molecule: messenger RNA, 2085 nt
Organism: Monopterus albus (swamp eel)
Lineage: Eukaryota; Metazoa; Chordata; Actinopteri; Synbranchiformes; Synbranchidae
Gene: pak6b
Product: p21 protein (Cdc42/Rac)-activated kinase 6b
Exons: 9
Coding region: 162-2075 (637 amino acids)
Biological process (GO): protein phosphorylation
Molecular function (GO): ATP binding; protein kinase activity
Source: RefSeq, a predicted model, not a curated record